AUGGGCUCUGUGACAUACCGCGAUGGCAUUGCCAUCAUCCAGAUUAUCAUUUUUCCCAUGAUUCUUGCCGGGGCUGUUCGCAUCUGGAGACGGAUGGGUUGGAACGCUGCAGCUCACUCAUGGCGCUUCGUCGUCACCCUCUCACUCCUACGGAUCACUGGUUCGAUUUUUACACUAUUGACGAUUAGCCACGAAUCGCAUAGUAUCGUUAUCGGUGAGGCCGUAUGUGAGCUGAUUGGUAUUGCGCCUCUUUUGUUGACCUACGUUGGACUGUUGGGACAAAUCGAUACAAAUCACAUCAUAUCCCCUAAGAGCCUGCAUGGGGUGGCUAUCACCGGCUUCGUUGGCCUCGUCCUCGGUAUCGCAGGAAUCAGCAUGACUGAUGACACCAAGGGCCCUUUCCAUGCGAACGGCGUCGUCAUGGGCGCCAUGGGGACCUUCAUAGCUGUGUUCGUCAUCUUCACCGUGCAAGCGGUGUACCUGGCCAUCAAAAUGCGGUCUACAGUGAAUAGGGCGCAAAAGAAGCUGUUCCUCGCUGUUGGCCUCUCUUGGCCAUUCCUGUUAGUCCGGUUGGUUUACUCGUCAAUCGGCGAUUUUAGCAAUGACGCUCGGUUUGCCAUCCUCACAGGCGAUGCCACCAUCUAUCUCUGCAUGGAUGUACUGGAAGAGAUUGCCGCUAUGGCCCUGUGUGUUUUCUUUGGCUUGUCGGCUCUGUUGCAGGAAGAGCCUAAAUUGGUCGCUGAUUACGACUUUACAUCACAAAUGGAGACUACUAAAGUAUAA
Penicillium riverlandense is the source of this 783-nucleotide messenger RNA. RefSeq lists its product as uncharacterized. The record is from RefSeq and is a predicted model, not a curated record. The coding region runs from base 1 to 783 and encodes 260 amino acids. The transcript has 2 exons. NCBI's taxonomy places the organism in Eukaryota, Fungi, Ascomycota, Eurotiomycetes, Eurotiales, Aspergillaceae.